UUAGCACUGGAUGUGUGCGUCAGUAUUACUUGGAACAAAAGGCGUAUGUGUGUGUGUGUAUGAGAGAGGGAGGGAGGAAAGGAGAGAGAGAGAGAGAGAAAAAAAAGGAGAAGAGGAGAGGAUUACAGCCUCCACGGCCAUCAAAUAAGUUUCUUAUCCAGAUCGUUUGGGGAAAAAAGGACAGAGAAACACUCCCUCUCCAUCUCUCCAUCACUCCAUCCCUUUCUGACUCCCUCUCUCUUUAGUAAUUACAGAGUUACAGCUCCAACAGUAAGUGGGAGAGAGAGAGAGAGACACACACACAGAGAGAGAGAGAGAGAAUUUGUUUUGCGCAGAAAAAUAAGAGAAGGGCUCAGAUUUCUUAGGGAGGGUUUGACAUUUCAGCUCCUGAACAAUAGAGGCUUUUCUUUUAUAAGAAAAGAGAGAGAAAGAGGCAUUUUUUUCCCCCCCAAAGAAUCCCAAACCCUUCAUCCCCUUCUCUCUCUUGUGGAGCUUGGAUCCCCUGUUGGAUGAGGCUUGGCUUUGGGGGAAAAGUGGGAAGUUUUAAAGGAGAGAGAACACACAGAGAAGAGAGAGAGAGAGAGACUGAGAAAGAACACAACUGAGUUUCUUCUGAAGGAGGGAGGUGACGGAGACCGAGAUCUCAAAGCGGAGGAGGAGGAGGAGGAGGGAAGGGGAUAGCAGCAAAGCGGCACAGACUCGCACGGAGCGAGCGAGAGAGAGGGGGAAAGAGAGAGAGGGAGCGAGCGAUGUCUGCUGCCGUUCUUGAGGUGCUCUUCUGCGGCUCGCUGCUCGCAACCAUCGCCCGUCACACGCAAGGAGGCAGCUGGUACACGACGCCACGCAGGACAGUCGGCGACCGAGCUCUGAGGGAGGUGAAACGCUUCUCGCGAGCAGGCGUGUUCAACUACACCACACUGCGGCUGGACGAGGAGAGACAGGUGCUGUACGUGGGGGCGCGGGAGGCCAUCUUCGCCCUGGACAUGCAGGACAUCACCAAAGAGCUGAACAAAGCGAUUCUGUGGGAUGCCCCGGCUGAUAAGAAAAUGGAAUGCAUCCAGAAGGGGAAAAACAAUCAGACUGACUGUUUCAACUAUAUCCGUUUCCUGCAGAGCUUUAACAGCACUCACCUGUACACCUGUGGAACCUAUGCAUUCCAGCCAAAAUGCACCUACAUUGAGGUGAGAAAUUUUACGCUGAACAAGAUGGCCAUGGAAGACGGGAAGGGCAAAUGUCCAUAUGACCCCACCAAAGGGCACACGGGGCUUAUUGUGGAUGGUGAGCUAUAUUCUGCCACGCUCAACAACUUUCUCGGCACGGAGCCUGUGAUACUGAGAAAUCUGGGUCACCACUACUCCAUGAAAACAGAAUAUCUAGCUUACUGGCUCAAUGAACCAAACUUUGUAGGCUCGGCCUACGUGGAGGAGAGUGGGGACAGUGAGGUGGGGGAUGACGACAAGAUAUAUUUCUUCUUCAGCGAGAGAGCUGUUGAGUACGACUGCUAUAGCGGUCAGGAAGUGGCCAGGGUAGCCCGUGUCUGUAAGGGAGAUCUGGGAGGAGCUCGGACGCUGCAGAAGAAGUGGACCACCUUCCUGAAGGCUCGGCUGGUGUGUUCAGUUCCCGAACAACAGCUUCACUUCAACAAACUACAGACCAUCUACACAUUGACCGGCAGCACCUGGCGACACACACUCUUCUUUGGCAUCUUCAGGGCUCGCUGGAGUGACCUGGAUGUGUCAGCCAUCUGCCUGUACAGGAUCGAAGACAUUCAGAAAGCUUUCCACGGCCCGUACAAGGAGUAUCGGGUGCAAGAGCAGAAGUGGGGCCGGUAUUCGGAUCAGGUUCCUCGUCCCAGACCCGGAGCUUGCAUCACAAACAGCCAUAGAAUGAGCGGCUAUAACACCUCGUUGGAACUGCCCGAUAACAUCCUGAACUUUGCCAAGAAGCACCCACUAAUGGACGAUCAGAUUCUGCCGGUGGGUCACAAGCCACUGCUCAUCCAGAGGAACAUCAAUUACACCCACAUCGCUGUGCACCGCGCGGAGGCCUGGAACAGGAACCAGUACCACGUCAUGUUCAUUGGCACGGGUACAGGGUGGCUACACAAGGCAGUGAUUAUUGGAUCCAGGAUACACAUUAUUGAGGAGUUGCAGCUGUUUAAUGAACCCGUAGAAAGCUUAGCCAUCUCCAACAACAAGAAGAUGCUGUUUGUCGGCUCGCGGAGUCAAAUAGUCCAGGUUCCCUUCGCUGACUGUCGCAAGUACCAGUCGUGUGAGGACUGUAUCCUGGCCAGAGACCCUCACUGUGCCUGGAACAGCCGGACCUGCACGCACAUCGACAGCCUGCUCAAUGUUCUCGUUGCCUACCAGGAUAUUGAUCAAGCAGAUAUCUCACUGUGUCGCAAUGUUAUGCCAAGCACAGGUGAGGUGCAGCUCAAGAACCUGACGGUGGCUCCUGGGGUCGACAUCCGGUUGAUGUGCCAACUGAUGUCCAACCUGGCCCGGGCCAAGUGGAUGAUCGACCGUCACUACCUGCGGACGGACGAGGGCAGCUACGAGACCCAGACCAACGCCCUGAUCAUCUCCGACGUGCAGCCUCACCACGCCGGCAAGUACUGGUGCUACUCGGAGGAGAACGGGGAGCGGUUCCUCGCCGACCGCUACCUCCUGACGGUGGUCUCCAACCCACCCUUUGUCCUGGGGCGCGGGGGGAGCCUGGACGGGGGCUGGCUGGUCAUCUUGACUUUGGCUUUCAUCUGCGUCUGUCUCUUCAUCGCCGUCCUCUUCCUCAGCUGGAAGCUGAAGGCGCACCAGCUCAAACGGGGUGGGGGGGUCGCCAGGCGCACCGCCGAGACCCCCAUCUCCGCCGCGGACCCCACCAAAGAUCAUCAUCAGCCGCAGCCCCCCUCCUCGAGCCAGACGUCCGCCGGGUCGGAGGAGAAACUCUGGGAGUCGCCCUCUUACCACUACUCGGACGGCUCGCUGAAGAUCGUGCCUGGGAACGCCUUAUGUCGCAACGGAGGGUCCCCGGGGCAGAACGGGAGCAACGGGAUACCCGGGCAGCCCCUGCCCACCACCCCGGCCAUCGGCAACGCCAGCGCUGUGGGCAGCGCUGCUCCGGCCCGCAUCAACCUGCCCGGGGUGAGGGGGACAGCCACCAACAAUGGUUACGUGCGCCUGCAACUGACGGGCGAGGAGGCCUUUUCCGAGGAGUUGAGGAAGAAGCUGAAACAGCGGCAGAUGUUACCCGACGCCAAUCCCGAGGAGUCUUCGGUGUGAGAGAGAAGAGAGAGAGUGAUGGAGAGAGUGUGUGUGAGAGAGAGAGAGAGAAAGAGAGAGAGAGAGAGAGCCAAGAAAGCCACUCUUUAAGGCUGGCCUUUACCUCUUCUUUACCCCCCACCCCCCACUCCUAUUCCCCCCCACCAUUGUAAAUAGACACAAGCAAAAAAAAAAAGAAAGAAAGCUCCUGGAAUCUCUCCCAGGACUUUCAACAACCCCUCACCACACUCACGCACAUCACCACCCCCGGCCCCCA
Messenger RNA from Callorhinchus milii (elephant shark), 3534 nucleotides. It is a transcript of the gene sema4c, whose product is annotated as sema domain, immunoglobulin domain (Ig), transmembrane domain (TM) and short cytoplasmic domain, (semaphorin) 4C. Gene Ontology annotation, biological process: negative regulation of axon extension involved in axon guidance; axon guidance; negative chemotaxis. Bases 750 to 3278 code for a protein of 842 amino acids. Gene Ontology annotation, molecular function: chemorepellent activity; semaphorin receptor binding. NCBI's taxonomy places the organism in Eukaryota, Metazoa, Chordata, Chondrichthyes, Chimaeriformes, Callorhinchidae. The transcript has 15 exons. The record is from RefSeq and is a predicted model, not a curated record.